Cryptomeria japonica (Japanese cedar) is the source of this 1631-nucleotide messenger RNA. Its product is annotated as UDP-glycosyltransferase 86A1. The transcript is spliced from 2 exons. The coding region runs from base 122 to 1480 and encodes 452 amino acids. Gene Ontology annotation, molecular function: UDP-glycosyltransferase activity. Lineage: Eukaryota; Viridiplantae; Streptophyta; Pinopsida; Cupressales; Cupressaceae. The record is from RefSeq and is a predicted model, not a curated record.
CAUACUCCAAGAAAAUAAAAUAAAUUACGAAAGAACUCAUACAGAUAAGCCUUGUGAGAGGAAAUCCAUCACACAGAAGACAAUAGAUUUUUUUCUUGGCUUCUUUGGAUAGCAACGAAAAAUGGCAGGGCAUGCAAUAGUAGUCCCAUAUCCAGGGCGUGGCCACAUCAAUCCCAUGAUGCAUCUCGCCAGAAAGCUCGCAUCCCAUGGAAUCUCUGUCACUUUCGUGCUGACUGAGUCGUGGCACAAAAUCAUCACAGAGGCCGAGGACGAUGUUUUCUCCCAUGCCCAAAAGCUUGGCCUCGACAUUCAGGCUGCCCUCAUUCCAAACUGCGUGGUGGGUGGAUCACAAAGGUGGGGUAACAUGGCGGACUUUUUUCUGUCACUCUCCAACAUGGAAAUUCAUGUCAACGAGCUUAUAACAAAUCUCAAACGAUCGGGAGCCCCUACUUCAUGCAUAGUGGCCGACACUUUCCUCAGAUGGGCGGUGCCUCUGGCUAAAAGACACAAUCUCCUUUCUGUAGCACUCUGGCCAAUGUCUGUCACAACCUUCUCCAUCUUUUAUCAUUCGGACUUGGUUCGAUUGCAAGGCCGCAUAGAUUAUAUUCCUGGUAUGCCUCCGUUAACACAGGCGGAUCUUCCGAGCGCGCUUAAUGUUUCUCCUUCCCCUGUGACCGACGAGAUUGCCCAGUGUUUUAUAAAUGUAAGAGAAGCAGAUUGGGUUGUUGGAAAUUCCUUCUACGCCUUGGAUUGUAAAGCAAUCGAUGCCCUGCUUCACAAAACCCCUGUGCAGAGUGUGGGCCCCUUGAACAUGCCCUCUGUCCACUGGGGAGAUCGGAAAGGCGCUUCACAGUGCAGUCAAUGGCUCGAUUCAAAACCGGCACAGUCGGUCAUAUACGUUUCCUUCGGCAGCUUUGUUGAGGUGUCAAGAGCUCAGGUAAGGGAAAUAGCAAUAGGUCUUAUGCAGAGCGGCUACUGUUUUGUGUGGGCACUUCGGCCAGAUAAAGAGGCGUCUCAUGUCUGGGAAAUGUUGCCGGCUGGAUAUUUGGAGCAGUGCAAAGAGCAGGGCUUAGUUGCACCCUGGUUUAGGCAAGGGGAGAUUCUUUCACAUCCUUCGGUAGGAGGGUUUUUCAGCCACUGUGGGUGGAACUCCAUCAUGGAGAGCGUUUCAGAGGGUAUUCCCAUACUGGGAUUUCCUAUUGGAAUGGAUCAGUUUACAAAUUGUAAGCUUGUUGUGGACGAAUGGAAGUUCGGUUUGAGAGGGAGGAGUAGCGAGGAUAAAAAUAGGAUUAUAGAAGCAGAAGAGAUCGCCAGAAAGGUGAAAGUGCUGAUGGAAGGGGAGGAGAGCUUAAGUUUAAGAGGAGCGGUGAAGAGAUUUAGAGAGCUUGCCCAAGAGGAAGUCACGAAUGGACUGUCUGCAACUAAUCUGAAACUACUUGCCGACAAGUUGAAAGCAGUCAAAUGCCCAUGUAAGCAAUAGUAGAACAUUCAUCCAUUUGAGAUUUUAAGCAAUUGCUUUCACCAAUUGGUCCACCAUUUGCCUUUGUUAUUGCAGUCACUACUGAAACAAUCAAUCAAAAUGUAAUAGCAACGAAUCUUCUAGCUACCAAAAUUUGUGGUGUAAUGGUUUA